AUGUUCGCUCUCCGCCGCAAUGUUUUAUCCACCCUCUCUCGCAGCUUCUCCACCAGCGCUCGCAAUAAUUCCUUCGCCAAACUCACACUUAUUGGUCGUCUCGCUGAUAAGCCUGAAAUAACUGCUACAAGCCAAGGACAAGAGAUCAUGAAAUAUGCGGUUGGUACUAACACCGGCAGAGGAGAGAAUCAGAAGACUAGUUGGUUUCGGAUAGUGAGCUUCUUGCCAGAGGGACCACAGAGAGAUUUCAUUUCGAAUCUGGAGAAGGGAACCUUGGUAUAUGUAGAAGCUGAGGCACAAAUGAAUAACUACCAAGAUGCCGAUGGGAAGAACAGAAGUUCUAUGAGCGCAGUUCAGCAGAAAAUCGACGUCCUCCAAUACAAGAGGCCUCAAGAUGCAAGCGCAUAG
This is a messenger RNA of Botrytis sinoallii, 408 nucleotides long. RefSeq lists its product as uncharacterized. Gene Ontology annotation, molecular function: single-stranded DNA binding. Gene Ontology annotation, cellular component: mitochondrial nucleoid. The record is from RefSeq and is a predicted model, not a curated record. Bases 1 to 408 code for a protein of 135 amino acids. Gene Ontology annotation, biological process: mitochondrial DNA replication; positive regulation of helicase activity. The transcript has 3 exons. Lineage: Eukaryota; Fungi; Ascomycota; Leotiomycetes; Helotiales; Sclerotiniaceae.